Poecilia reticulata (guppy) is the source of this 3069-nucleotide messenger RNA. It is a transcript of the gene slc37a2, whose product is annotated as solute carrier family 37 member 2. Gene Ontology annotation, biological process: phosphate ion transmembrane transport; glucose-6-phosphate transport. NCBI's taxonomy places the organism in Eukaryota, Metazoa, Chordata, Actinopteri, Cyprinodontiformes, Poeciliidae. The record is from RefSeq and is a predicted model, not a curated record. Gene Ontology annotation, molecular function: glucose 6-phosphate:phosphate antiporter activity. Gene Ontology annotation, cellular component: endoplasmic reticulum membrane.
GUAAAGACCGAUUCUGACGUCGGGAGGCUACUCCUGGAAAAUCUUGUGGAAACUCCACAUGAUUUUGUGCAUAUUUUGAGUAUUAGUAGUUCUUUAUUCUUGUCCGUAACGUUUCAGGUUUCAGGUUCAGGGAGGAAGGCUGACUCUUCUCACUGCUGUAUAUAAACUUAAAUCAUAGUAUGGAGCUCUGCUGCAUGAACACGGACUCCGUCUCCGCACUAGAAAUCGGACGACGGCUGUUUUUCUCCUCUAACAGCUAACGUCUGCUUUUAUCCACUAGCUUCAUUUACCAUUCUUCCGUUUUUUGUUUUUUUCCUCAUCGAUGACUCAAAUAGCAGGAAGCUUCCUCUCGGGUGUUUAGUUAUAAACCAGGAUGAAGUGGUGACGGUUUGAGUAGAAGUUUGAACCAUGAGGUCUCCUCUGGCUCCCGGGAUACGACUGAUCACCUCCUUUUCUCGGGACAGCUGGUAUCGUGGUUUUAUUCUCCUCCUCACAUUCCUCUUCUACACAGCCUACCACCUCUCAAGGAAGCCAAUCAGCAUUGUUAAGAGUGAACUGCAUAGAAACUGUUCAUUAGUCAUUCGACCAGCGUACCUCAACAUAACUGAUAAUGAUACCUGGUGUGACUGGGCGCCUUUUGAUCAAGUCAACUAUCAAACCCUCUUUGGUGUCCUGGAUAACUCCUUCCUUGUCGCCUAUGCCAUUGGCAUGUUCUUCAGUGGGAUCUUUGGAGAGCGCCUUCCUCUGCGGUACUACCUGAGCUUCGGGAUGGUGAUGAGCGGAUUGUUUACAUGUUUGUUCGGCCUCGGCUACUACUGGAACAUCCACUCUUUAGGGUACUACGCCUUCGUCCAGGUGAUGAACGGGCUCAUGCAGACCACCGGUUGGCCUGCUGUGGUGGCCUGUGUCGGCAACUGGUUUGGAAAAGGGAAGCGUGGGUUCAUCAUGGGCGUCUGGAACUCCCACACCUCGGUGGGAAACAUCCUAGGUUCCCUCAUCGCUGGAGUUUUUGUCUCCUCAGAGUGGGGGAUGUCCUUCAUUGUCCCAGGACUCAUCAUCGCUGCCGCUGGGAUCCUCUGCUUCAUUUUCCUGGUUGAAAAACCUGAAGAUGUGAACUGCUCUUCUCCUCAGCAUCAUAUCAUUCAGGAGUACGGUGAGACCGAGCCUCUACUGCAAAACGGGAACAGGAGCAUCAAUGGUGCCGUCUCCACGGAGACUCCGAAGAUCAUACAGGAACACUCUGAGGCCAUAAGCUUCUAUGGAGCUCUCUGUAUACCUGGAGUGGUGGAGUUUUCUCUUUGCCUCAUGUUUGCCAAACUGGUCAGCUACACCUUCCUCUACUGGCUUCCCCUCUACAUCUCUAAUGUUGCACAUUUUCAAGCAAAACAAGCGGGAGACAUGUCAACGUUAUUUGAUGUAGGAGGGAUUGUUGGAGGCAUCAUGGCCGGCCUGGUGUCUGACUUCACGGGGGGGAGAGCGUCAACCUGCUGUGUCAUGCUGAUUGCUGCUGCACCGAUGCUCUUCCUCUAUAAUUACAUUGGACAAAAGAGCCUCGGGAUCACAAUUGGUAUGCUGCUGCUGUGUGGAGGCCUUGUGAACGGACCGUACGCCCUGAUCACCACGGCUGUAUCUGCUGACCUGGGAACACACGAGAGUCUGAGAGGAAACUCCAGAGCUUUAUCAACUGUUACUGCAAUCAUUGACGGCACUGGAUCAAUAGGUGCAGCGUUGGGUCCUUUGUUGGCUGGUUUGAUCUCACCCACCGGCUGGAACAAUGUUUUCUACAUGCUCAUCUCUGCUGACAUCUUAGCCUGCCUGUUUUUGACUCGACUCGUCUUUAAGGAAAUCAAAGGCUGGUGUGGACGGAUUCCCUGAGCCAGUGGGUGAGUCACUAACGUGACUGGUUUUAAACAUGGAGCCACAAAAAAAAAUCAGAAUAAUGAGAAGACAGAAUUUUUUUCCUUGUAUCUAUAAUAUUUUUCCACUCAUUCCACCCAUCUCUUACGCUUCAUCAAUCUUUAAGUUUAAACAUAUUUCAAGUAAAAAUACCUGACUUUGAGUUGCACUGUAAAUGGAUGCACAAUUACAGUGCAUGAUGAUAAUAAUUUCAAAAAUAUGACAUGUCAAUUGGUCAUUAGUCAAGCCUUUCCAACUGAAAUCAAAAUGAAAGUAAAUAAAAGUAGUAAAAUAGUGAUUCUCUCAACAUAACUGUAAUUUCUUCUUUUAUUUCUUGUUUAUAAGUUUAAAAUAAAUUUAAUCUCACAAUCAAAACAAACUGUCACAGAACUAUAACUAAACCAGACCUCUUCUCACUGUAUAGCCAAAGAAAGCAAAGCCAGAAGAUUCAAGUUACUAAGCUGAUGAUUGAAGCUUUUUGUUUGUAAAGCAACAAAGGAAAUGUCACUUUGCAGAGACAAAUUUUAAUCACAUUAUUCUAAGUUGUUUUAAUGUUCUUUUAUUGUUUGUCUUAAUCUUGUUUUUGACUUGCUGUCUACUCACAAGUGAUUCCACUGGAAAUUUGGUAAACUCUGACAUUAAUCAGAUGUGCUGUAAAAAUGCUGCUUAUGCUCAGUGUAUAAAACAAUCAAAUAAAUAAUGUUAAAAAUCAUGCAAGAUUCUGUCCCUGUUUUUGUAAGACAUUACAGCUCACAUGUUAGCUGUAGCUGAAAUAUGUAUCUCAGGUAUGUAGAUGCAUUUCCACUACAAAUGUACAGUUUUGUGAAAUACACUAAUUUUCAUACGACUGAAAAAAAAACUCAUCUGAGCGCAAAACCUUUAUAAAAAAACAUGGGUUUUUAUGAAACUGGCAUAAUUCCAUUAAAGCCUGUAAAAUUUACAUUUUAUGUAAAAUUCACUCUUUUAGCACUUAAUUUUUUUGUGUUCUUUGUGUCUGAGUUCAAAAAGUUAAAAUGUAUUCUCUCGUAGUACUGCAUAGCUAUUUUUACAUUGUUUUUUGGGAUGUAUUUUUCAGUCUGUUCAUUUUUCUCUAUUCACUGUAAUAUUUUUCUUGUCUAUGACAUCACCACAUUUACUGUGGAACUUCUAAAUAAAGUCAUAUCUUCCGGCUAA